CAUCGGCUGCCGGACUGGGUUUCGGGGGGUCCCGGGGGUCCCCGCCCCCCAGUCUCUCUCUCUCCCCCCCCCCGGCCUGGGCACCGGGAUCCCCCGGCCGGACAGACGGACGCCAUGGGGGCGCAGUGCCGGGUCCGGGGGACGAAAUGCCAGUUGCUGGCCACCUGCUUCUUCGUCCUGCUCCUGGGCCUCUCUGUGGCCAUCCUCACCGUCAUCACUCGCUCGGGCGCUCACUUCACCGUCCUCAGCCGGGCCUCCGGGGACGGCAGCCCUUACAGAGUCCUGCACUCGGCCGCCUUCUACCUGGGGACCUGCCUGGCCGGAUUGCUGGGCCUGGGAGCUGUGCUGAGCGCCGCCGGGACCGUGAGGGAAGCCGCGGGUCUCGUGGCCGGGGGUUUCCUGUGCUUCGCGCUGGUGUUCUGCACUCUGAUCCAGGUGGCCUUCUGGAGACACACCAACCGCAGCCAGGUGGAGGACGCUGUGCUGGACGCCUACGACCUGGUGUAUGAGAUGGCGAUGAGGAACAGUUCGGGCGGGCUGCGGCAGCUGGAGGCCAUUCACGACACGUAUCUGUGCUGCGGGAAGAAUUCGCCCUUCGGUGGCCCCGGGAGCCUGGAGAGGGACUUGUGCCCGGGGGCAGGAGCCCCGGCAGGAGGAGGACCACCGAGCCCGCCGGGAGGACCCCCAGGAGGAGGAGGAGCCACGGGGAAGGACUGCCUCCGGGAGAUCAGACGCUUCCUAGCGAGACACGUGAGCUUCGCCUCGGCCCUGCUCGCCAUCGCCCUCGGAUUCAUGGUUUACGAGCUGCUCCUCACCUCCUUCCUCUGCUUCGCCAUCCGCUCCCACAGCAGACUGGACCGCAGGGGCAGAUACGUCCUGGCCAAGGGGUAAAAGUGCCCAACGCCCCGUGGACCCCCAUGGCAUCCACCCCCACCUCCCCGCCGGGCACCUCGAGGCCGGCGGGGUUCGGCCGGAGCGUUCGUGGCCCGCAGCUCCGCUCGGGCGCUUAGAACAGUGCACGGACUAAGCGCUUAAUAAAUACCAUUAUUAUUCUCUCCUAA
Molecule: messenger RNA, 1061 nt
Organism: Ornithorhynchus anatinus (platypus)
Lineage: Eukaryota; Metazoa; Chordata; Mammalia; Monotremata; Ornithorhynchidae
Gene: TSPAN32
Product: tetraspanin 32
Exons: 8
Coding region: 115-891 (258 amino acids)
Cellular component (GO): membrane
Source: RefSeq, a predicted model, not a curated record